Necator americanus (New World hookworm) is the source of this 750-nucleotide messenger RNA. RefSeq lists its product as uncharacterized. The coding region runs from base 1 to 750 and encodes 249 amino acids. The record is from RefSeq and is a predicted model, not a curated record. The transcript is spliced from 8 exons. Lineage: Eukaryota; Metazoa; Nematoda; Chromadorea; Rhabditida; Ancylostomatidae.
AUGAAAAGCGGUCUAUACCAUUCAACUAUAAAGGAAAACCAAGCAACAGAUCCGGAAUCAAAUCAAACUGAACCUUUAGAGGAGAGAUUCCACAACGCAGCGAAAACUCUUCACAGUUGCUGUAUUCAUGGAAUACCAUGCCACAAAGGACUUUUACGUCUAUCAAAGGAUAAUCGCAAUAAUCAUGGUAAUUUAAAGUUGAUUUUUUUUCCGAAAUUUUCUUCUACAAUUGAUAAUUCAAUCCAUGCCAAAAAGGAUACGCCGCAGUUAUUUUAUUCCCAUGAUCAGAAAGGAUUCGUAGAGGAUAAGACAGAAAAACCAUCACAAAAUGCCGAAAUAUCGACGUUCUCGUUGGCACCACCAAAUCCGCUAAUGCAUUAUAUUGGGAUCAUGACUUCAGCAGAAGCGGAAAAGACGGUCCCACGUCCCACUUCCUUUCGUCUAUAUCAUCGAACGAAAAUGUCACUAUCAGAGAUGAGAGAGGCACUACGAGACGGUUCACACAAUACUGUUUCAUUAGUACUUCCACUUUUCGUCAUCUAUCGCUGUAGCGAAGGCCACAUAUGGCACUACGAAAUCAUUGAAGUUCAGUCAAAUUCUACUCGACUUUAUACUGUUAACGUUCCAAACGUCACUCAACCGUGUUUCGUCACUAUCAACGGAUUGGUACGUUUCUACAGUAACUUCUCACUAUCAAACCACUAUAAUGAGAAAGGAGAGCUACAAGUUGACGUGUUUCCAUGCAGAUGA